Messenger RNA from Trichosporon asahii var. asahii CBS 2479, 1863 nucleotides. RefSeq lists its product as uncharacterized. The record is from RefSeq and is a predicted model, not a curated record. The coding region runs from base 1 to 1863 and encodes 620 amino acids. Lineage: Eukaryota; Fungi; Basidiomycota; Tremellomycetes; Trichosporonales; Trichosporonaceae. The transcript has 3 exons.
AUGGCCGCCUCAAGCGGGCACUUGUCACCCGCUGAGGCAGCGCCGCCGACGCCGCAGCGUCCUACAAGCGCGCACAGCGACAUCUCGCACAAGUCCACCGUCCCCACCGUCGCGUCUUCUCUCGGCAACUUUCCGCAACACGGAGCAGCCAGCCGAUCCGACAGUCUGCAGCCGACGCGCACGACGAGCGGACGCAGCACACCGGCAGGAUAUCACAUGCGCGGCUCGCGACCAUCAUCCGUACGCGAUCCAAACGCGCAGCUCGACGACCUCUGCCAGAUCCCCGAGCGACCAGCCGCGGUACCUCCCCCGCCGCCAGUCGUCUCUCCAGCGUCAGAUGGGGAGGACGCGGCCGUGAAGCAGGCGAUGAAGAAGGGAUCAAAGAUCCUCCACAAGCGGCACCGUCGACGCAGCAACACCGCGGCAGAGUCCGAUGAGGACGAGGGUGAGGGCAGCGAACCUGUUUCGCGGAAACACCGGCUGCGGCGGGAGAUGGAGUUGUUUGAGCGGCAGAAGCAGGAAGCACAACAGCAGCUUGCGGAGCGCGCCGACCAGGUUAUCGACGUGUACGACGGUGACGAGCAGAUAACGUCUGCAGUUGAGGUACCCGAGGUGGAGCGGCCGCCGAAGCCACUCUACGUUUGGGAAGUCAUGUACGAGAACCAGCGCGGCAUGAGUCUCUUCGGCAAGAAGUGGUAUAGCGCGAACUCUUUGCUGCCAUCGGACCCCACGGCGUACACGCUGCCGACUGAGUUGCCGGGUGUGACGACGGUCUCGGCUUCGGAGCGGACCAAGCGGGCGAAACUGGCGCGUCUGAGAGGCCAUGCGCGAGGGCGGAGUACUUCGACGAGCGCGAUCCCGGACAGCCGAGACACCUCCAGCUCGUCCGCGGACACCAAGGCGUCCCAGCCGCUGGCGCACAAGCGCAAGACGAACGAUACGGGUUACGAUCUGAAGACGUAUCAGACACCAUCGCCAGAGUGGAUCUGGCUCACACCGUGGAUGGUGAACAUGCGCCUGGACGCCGACGAGCAGGGGUUCCGGUACAACCUCUGGUUCCACCGGCGAGGGUGGCGAUCGCACGCAGGCCGGUUGAACUGGUGGGGUUGGGUGCGGCGGCGCGAGUGGCUGCGGUUGCGCGUACUCCUCCCUUCGACCAAGCUGGAACGGGAGGUGGAAGGUAUCGAGGGCAGCGCAAAGGAGUGGCCGGCGACGCUGGACGAGGUCAUGGCCCGCCCGCACCCCGUGCGCGCAAUGGUGAAGUUACUCGUCGUAGAGCUUCUCGAUCGGGAGCGUCUCGAAUGCUUCUUCCAAUGGUGGGACGAUGGGUCGGAAGAGGCCCGGCUGGCGCUCAAGGGGGAGCUCGAGGACUAUGAUAACCUCGACCUGCUCUCCAAGGCCUUUGUAUUUGCGCACUCGCGCCGCGUCUUCCUGACGCACCUCGUGACGCAAAAGGUGGUCACGAAGGGACAGGCGGACGCGAUCCUCGGCCGGCUCUUCGAGCCCCUGUCGCCGAGCGGGUCGGCCGCGGCGUCGCCCGCCGCACGCCCACGAUCAUUGAGGUCAGCGCCUUCAGACUCGUCAUCUGACUCUUCCGCAGCGCUACCGAAUUCGCCCCAAGUCACGCCAACGCAAACACAAGCACAAGCGGCACCUCCGCCAGCAAAUGAGCAACAGCAGCGCCCAGAGUAUCGCCGCUCGCCGGCGAGCUCGUUCUCCUCCCCUCCCACGCCUCUGACGCCGACGUUUCGGACCCCAGAACACCGCCACUUUCCCUUCAACUUUGUGCCGGCGCGCACGAAGCAGGAGCCGGAAGACCGCGAGCCCUCGCUGAAGGAACCGAGCGAGGGCGAUGUAGACUAG